AUGCAAACCAGAUUAACAACAGAUGCAGUUUUCGUGAUAAGUCAACUGGAGAAAAAUUAUACGAAUAAAGAAACAAAUGCUCAUAAGUUCAUUAAUCUUGACUGGUGGGUUACCAAUGAAAAAGGAUCACCUGGUGAAGGUUAAAUUCGAUACGAGACUGCCUACGCCUGUGAAGGCAAGAUUCUCAAGAUAGAAUGCAAGGACGGUGAGCUCAUCAAGUUAAUAAGAGCAAAUUAUGGGAGGUUUUCCAUCACCAUCUGCAAUGAUCAUGGCAACACUGACUGGAGCGUUAACUGUAUGUCACCGAAAUCUUUGAGGGUUCUACAUAGUCGGUGCACCCACAACCAAAACUGCAGCAUCCCGGCUAGUACGAGUAUGUUUGGGGAUCCUUGUGCUGGUACGCAUAAGUAUCUCGAAGCACAUUAUCAGUGUUUGCCAGUCCGGUUCAGCGGAGUAAUGAAACAAUUUGUUGACAUUUUAGCAACCACUACAACUACAACGAGUCGACCUAGUCCACCAUGGCUUAUAACGUCCCAGCCACCAAUGUGGAGUACCAUCAAAGCGCCAUCUAGUAGACCAACCCAUCCAACGCCUCCUCCAAAGCCAGCAGUUAUUUCGCUGCCACAAACACCAGGUCCAUCCACUUCAAGAACGAAAUCUACAUCAACGACGCGUUAUUUUUCAGUGACGCCACCGCCACAGCUACCUGUACAGCCACACAAUACAGGAGAGUUUGACGAGGAUGAAAAACUGUAUCACAUUCCAGAUGAAAUUACUACACUUCCAUUUACUACAGUCACUCCUAUUGGGGCUGAAUCUAAUAAACCUACCUACGAUGUCAUGUAUACUUCAGUACCCAGCAUACUACCGUCCUGGGGCAAGGAUUCUGAGGGCAUACCUUACCAUUGCAGCCCCCAAACGGUUCGUAGUAUAUACUGGAAUUGGACAAAGGUUAACGCCACCUCCAUCCAGCCAUGUCCAGGAGGCACUACAGGAUUCGCGAAAUGGCAUUGCCAGGCGUUUCCAAAUUCCAAAGAACCACAGUGGUAUCCGCCGAAUCCAGACCUCAGCGAAUGUAGGUCGGUUUGGUUAACUAGCCUAGAACAAAGAAUUAUUGUUGGUAGAGACCCUUUGUUGUCGAUAACCAAUGACUUAGCUCAAGUAACUAGCAGCAAAACACUAUUUGGUGGUGAUAUGAUGUUCACAACGAAGAUCAUACAGAAAUUAACCGAAAAAAUGAGCAAAGAUAUUCAAACAUUCCCUGAUGCUGCACAAAGAGAACAAUUCGUCACAGAAUUACUUUCAGACGUAGCCCUUACCGGCAGUAACUUGUUAGAUGCUUCUCAACGCUCAUCUUGGAAAGAUCUGAGUUAUAAAGAACAAAUGAAUGUUGCUACUUCAUUGCUCAUUGAGCUAGAAGAAAACGCUUUUCUUCUUGCUGAAACUGUAAACAAUAAAAAGACUGUAGAUCGACAUUUCAAAAAUAUACUGUUAUCCGUUAGAGUCCUAGAUGUAAAAUCUUUAUCUUAUGAAGUAUUCCCCGAAGGAGCAACAAAAAAGCACUGGAAAGUGAGCAAUGACAUUAUAGAAUUACCUAGAGGAGCUUUAAUAGAGAAUAGCGAUGGUUCUUUAGUUCGACUAGUCUUCGUAGCAUUUGAUCGUCUAGAGGAAAUCUUGCAAUGGCAGCCAGAAGGGAUCGACACCCCAAAUCCUAGCAACAAUGUGUCCAAAGUAUUAAAUAGCAAAGUGAUAUCAGCAAGUUUGGGCAAAGGUAGACAUAUCCAGCUAAAAGAACCCGUGAAACUUACCUUGCAGCAUUUAAAAACUGAAAACGUCAGCAACCCAACGUGUGUGUUUUGGGAUUACACCACCAACGCUUGGUCCGAAGAGGGGUGCUAUGUGGACUAUAUAUCCUCAAAUUUAACUCAUACUACAUGUUACUGUGAUCAUUUAACUAAUUUUGCUAUACUUAUGGACGUUCAUGCGAUUUACCUACCAAUGGCGCAUGAAAUUGCUCUACAAGUUAUAACAUAUGUUGGUUGUAUAAUAUCCAUCAUCUGUUUAGUGUUGGCAAUCAUUACGUUCCAGUUAUUUAGAGGACUCAAGAGUGAUCGUACGACAAUCCAUUGUAAUUUAUGUAUAUGCCUUUUAAUAGCCGAAGUGAUAUUUUUGUUCGGAAUUAGUCAGACUGAGAAUAGGAUUGUAUGUGGAGUAAUUGCUGGAUUCCUGCAAUACUUCUUUUUAUGCGCCUUCUUCUGGAUGUUCUUCGAAGGUUUUCAACUGUAUGUUAUGCUUAUAGAAGUUUUCGAAGUUGAGAAGUCUAGGAUGCGCUGGUAUUAUUGUAUAGCUUAUGGUCUUCCUUUUGUUAUAAUAUUUAUUUCCGCUGUAAUAUAUCCUCAAGGAUAUGGCACUUACAGGCACUGUUGGUUGCAGACUGACAACUACUUCAUAUUUAGUUUCGUUGUACCGGUAGCAGUUAUCAUAUCGUUAAAUGUAAUAUUCCUAAUAAUGGCCAUAGUAAUGAUGUGUAAACACUCCAGUAAUACAGUUUCCAUGAAAAACAAGGAGCAUUCCCGACUUGCAAGUACCAGUGGAAAGGAGGAAAAUGCACUUCAUAUCAAAAUAAAAGCUCAUUUCGCUUGGCUGAAAGGAGCAUUCAUCUUAGUUUUUCUUCUUGGUUUGACCUGGACCUUCGGAUUCUUAUACCUGAACAAGGAGUCAGUAGCCAUGGCGUACAUCUUUGCAAUAUUAAAUUCCUUACAAGGAUUCUUUAUUUUCUUAUUUCAUUGUAUACAGAACGAGAAGGUGCGGAAGGAAUAUCGCAAAAUAAUAAGAAGACACUCCUGGUUACCGCAAUGUCUGCGUUGCUCUAGCCCGAGCGGAGGAUCGGGAAGCACCAGCGGCAGUUCCGGGAUGGCGAAAGAGCGGCGAACCAGCCUAUACGGUGGUUCCAAUGGGAACCCUUCGGCUGGUACCAACUCCCAUUCCACUGACAACUCUGUUCUUACACAACACGGAACUAGUGUGGGUACCAGUGUAGUCAAUAACCUUAAUAACACGCGUCCUACUGCACUAGUCCAGAUUGUCCCUAGAACUGAUCUCAACAAUGCUAGUACCACCACGACGAGCCAUAAGAGGCUGCAUAAUGUCUCGCAACAAGUUGCACCGCGACUGGAACUCACGAAGUUGCACGAACGUAAAUCGGGUAUGCAAGACACCUGUACCCACGUCUACUUCGGCCAACAUGGCUGCUACUCUGUCUCGGCCGAUCAGAACAACACCUACAAACCUUAUUCCGGAUAUUGAGUCUAACAACACUUCCACAUUACCUUACUUCCGUAAUUUCUAUAAAAUCUCAUCUAACAAUCCAAACAUACCUAAAUCAAUUUCCACUUGGGGUCCUCUACACAAACCUUUACACUCUAAGAACAUUUCUUUUAAAUCAUGCAGUCGUGAUUCCGGACACGGAGGAUCAGAGCAAGAGGAUUCACCUAGGUCCCACAUGGUACUAGUAGGCAAUGCUGUCGAACCAGGACCUGGACAUCUCAUUACGUUAAAUACCAAAGACAUUCGCCAUCAGAUGCUACAAGAACAACCGACCGAUCUCGCCGACUUUGAUAUAUGUUUGGAACCAAAUAUCCAUCCCAAACAUCUAGCCCUACCUCAGAACUUUCACAAGAGGAAACUUCCAGGCAUGAGUCAUCAUACAUAUACAGAAAUCUACGAUUCUCAAAUUCCCAGAGGUUUAAUUGAGGAUGAUCCUGUGUAUGAAGAAAUUGAUAGAAGUGAGAUUCAGGUUUCUGAUAUGAGUGAUGAAGACGGUAAGCGACAAAGCGAUAUGAGCCGGCAAUCUUCAAGAUCCUAUGGCGACCAUCGACCUUUGAUUCCGUAUAGUCCUGCCAACGAAAGGAAUUUCGCUGAUGUAAUGAAGCAUUACGCCAAAGAUUUCAAUCAUGGCCCACCAUCCAUCGGUAUGGAUACCUACAGAAGACGCAACAUGGCAUACCGUGUUGGGAUGACAGGUGAUACAUCAGUUCGCUCCCUAGCAGCCGUUUUAGAUGGAGAAACCGUGGUUUGUCAUCUAGAACCUCCAGAGAAUCAGUAUCCCAACGAUACGUUCGUCUCACGAACUUUAGUCCUCCCCCCUUAUAGUGAGAGUUAAGAAUUAGGAAACUGCCAUUGCAAGUGAAUAUCUGUGAUUACCACAUGAUCGGACUGUAAGGUCAUACAUCAUCCACAGCGAAUCCCAAAGUAAAGGUUAAAAUACUACUUGCUUUAUCACUUUUUAUAUAUUUUUUAUCAUUUUGAAGUAAUUAGUUUUUAACAACCACAAAACGAACAAUUUUUAAAUUUAUAUAUACUUUUUAACCAUUAUUACUUUUUUGACUUAUAACCCUCAAUCAAUAUUUAUAAUCCCAUUCAUUAUGAGAUAUUGUCACACUAUUUUUAUAGCAUAAAGCUAGUUUUUUCAUUUAGAAAUUAUUUUAUUACUUCAUAUUAAUCACUGGGUGUAGGCUUCUAUAGCUGUGUUUGAAAAUGUACAUUGUUAAGAUAUAGACAGUGGUCCAGCAUAAUUUCUUCCUGAAGUUUCUUCUGCAACUGCAGCAGAAAGAAAGGAAAAAAUAAUCUAGACCAUGGUCAUAAAAGCAGGAAAAAAAUGUUAUCACGGAUUACAUUGUUAUUAAUCUUCCAACGGUCGCGCGUAUUUCCUAGAUACGCUAAAUGCUAAUUAGUUAUUUUAAGAUGUAUGUAAUGAAAUAUUGUAAUAUAUUCGGUGGAAAAUUGAUACACUAUAUUUCUUAAAUUUUUUUAUCGAAUUUCAUUAAAAACAACAACGCUGUCAUAAAUCCCAGAUGUCUCCUAGAUAUUGCACAUUGCACAUAUUAUUGUAUCGCAGUUUUGCAGACUUGACAAAUAUGCUUUGAAUUUUACAUACAAUGAAUUUCUGACAAAUUUCACAGCUGAAGCGCGUGAUCCUUGAACGUUUAUCAUUUUGACAAGGCUUACAUCUUCUUUUUGCUGUGGCCUCCUCUACUGUCUCGAUAACUAAUUCUGCUUUUCUUUUUGACAUUUUUUCUUUGAGCUCAUUUUGAAGGGAGUAUUGUUUUCUUCGUUCGACGUGUCCUUUCACAAGAGCAUUUGAAAGUAGUCGAAGUAUUUUUUCGUUAUUAUUGGUGGAAUAGAUUAUAUAACUAUUGAUCGCGGCUACAUUUAACAUGGAAAAAAUACUGCCAUCUUCUGGUGUUUCUGGCAACAUUGUAACAAGCACAAAGUUUGUCUACUGUAUCUACACCUCCCUUUGCCUUGGGAUCUACAGCUUCUAUAUGAGUGGGAUCAUUGCGAUUGAAAAUCUUCUUCUUAUCCGUCAUUUCUAAAAUAAAAUAAACAAAAUGGAACUAAUUGCCACAAAUGGUCGCGUGUAUAUGAGAGAUACAGACCUCUUAUAUCAACGUAGAAAGUUUUCAACACAAAAAAUGCAUGAAAUUGCAAUAUGUUAUCAAUAUUACAAUAAGAAUAAUGUAACUAUAACAAAAAAAACAGCGAAAAGCACCCGAUCGCAGCGCAGCGUAAGUAAUAUAUAUCAUACUAAAUCUAUUACCCGUGUAUCUACCACAUACGCGCGACCGCUGGAAGGUUAAACUGGAUAGUGAAUGAAUCUUAUAAAUUGCUGAUAUUUCCAUUUGUCUUCAUUCUACAAUUUCUUUUAUUAUAACUUAUUGUGUAAUUUUCAUGUCAUCCCAACACAAAUUGCAUUUGAUUUCUUUAAAUGAACAGUCAAGAUAUUUAUUUACAGUUGACAGACUCUCAUAUUAUCAUUACCUACUGUGAUUCUAGCAUAAAGAUGUGUCUGUAUGCUUUAUCGUUAUAAAUUUUCAUAAACACGCUAAAAGAAUUUGUAAAAAAUUGCAAAAAUCUGUUCUCUUAUCCUCGAUUCUGCAUUUAAUCACAAUUUUGUCCCAGUGUACAUUUAAUCAGCAAAUAAAAUGUUUAUAGGUUUCUGGAACCUAAAAUAAAAAUGGAAAAGUUUCUAGAACUAUUUUUAUGACAGUAGUGUUGAUCAAGAGACAAUUAAUUGAUUGUUUUGGCUAUUUUUUAACUGCUAACUUUUUGUAUGUACAAUUUCAUUGUGUUUUUACUAUAAAUGACAUAACGACGUUUUUAUGUUGACUAUUAGUUGUUAUAAAACUAAUUUUUAAUUUAUUUGUUUACAAAUGUAACCUUUAUUCUGGGAAAAGCUGCUAUACAUAUACUUAGAAAAGCUCAGCUUGUAUGAAUGAUGAAGGAAAGUGAUAAUUUUAUAAUAAUCAACUAUUUUAUAAAAACUUAAAAACUACUGUGAAUUGAAUGAAUAUAUCUUAAUUGUCAGAUAUACGGUAUUUCCCAGUCUGUAACCGGAAAGAAAAAGUUGAUUUUGAUAAUCGUUUGUAGAAUAUACGAUUGGUUUGUGUAUAUAUAGUAGUAGUGUGCCUUUUUUAUACUCAAAAAUUCUAUUUUUGAAUGGAAAUUUAAGUUUCGUGUUAGUUUUCUCGAAUAUUUUAUUGUACUCUGAAAAAGUAUAAAUGUAUUGAUAUUUUUGGCUCCCAAGACUUCAAAAAUGAGUACAAUUUUAUAGAAAAUCAUUUGCUGAAAGCCAUAUGAAUACACAGUUUAUCUAAAUUAAUUAAUGUCAAAUUUUUUCCAUAUUUUUGUUAGAAAUCUGUUAAAUGGUUCUCAAAAUAUUUUUUGUGGCAUGUUUCACACUGGAUAUUUUAUAUUUUUGGGAAGAAACCACAAUGGUCGUAAUUAAACUUACAUGUUUUCGUUUUGACGAUUCAAUUUCAAAAAUAUAAGCUGUUAAAGAUUGAUGCAAUCUGUAAAAUAUUGUUUUCUAUUUAUAUUUAUAUUUAGAACAAAAUACAAACACUAGUAAUGUAGGUAUAUGACAAACUUUAAAUAGUUGCAAACAGGAAGUCUUUAAGGGUACCAUUGUAGGAUCUUGAGGGACACUAUUCAAUAAUGUGGUCGAUGGUUUGGUUCUCCCCACAGUCACAUUGAGGAGACGGGUUCUUUCCCCAUUUAUGUAGCAUGUAUGCACAUCUGCCAUGUCUGGUUCGGAUCCUGUUUAGAGUGGACCAUGUUUUACGUGGAAGAUCAAAACCUGGUGGCUUGUGGGUAAUACAGGGCAUGUUAUUUUGCCAUGCAUUCCAUUCUUGGGACCAUGCAUUCGUGAUGUUGAACUCCUCAUGUAUCAUUCUUGCCGUUUUCAUUGGUGGUUUUCUAGAACGUAGACGGGUAUUUCGUCCAUCCUCGGUAACUUGGUCGAUCGGCAGGUUUAUAUUGUUCAUGAUCUUUUUGUAUUGACGUGUAAGUGCGUCAGCUCGUCGUAAAUGUGGAGGUGGGAUGUCUUAAUACUGGAAGCCUUUGGGUGGGAGUUGAUCUAAUUGUACCAGCUAUCAUCCUCAUAGUGCUGUGCAGCUAAGUGUCGACCUUUUUUACAUGUGGACUGUGUAUCCAAACUGGGGCACAAUAUUCACCGGUCGAGAAAAUAAGGGCUAAGGUAGUAGAGCGGAGAGUGGAAGCCGAUGCUCCCCAGGUGGUACCGCAGAGCUUCGGUAUUAUGUUAUUUUUUGUACUCAACUUUUGGGCAGUUUUUGUUAAAUGCUCUUUAAAUGAUAACGUUCUGUCUAGUGUUACCCUCAGCUACUUAGGUGUUUUGUUGUGGGUAAGUGUGGUAUUUUCAAACCGUAUGUUGAGUUCCUUUCCAGCAAGUUUAUUGUUCAGACCUUCUUCAGACGUUUCGAGUGUUCUGCAUCGUGUAGUGAGGGCCCAGUCAUCGGCGUAUCCGAACUUUCUUGAUUGUGUUUCCGGUAUAUGUGCUAAGUAUAAGCUAAAUAGUAAUGGAGAGAGCACUGACCCCUGUGGUAGGCCAUUCUUAAGUUUCUUUGGUGGGCUGAAACAUGGUCGUUGAGCAUGCUAUCUAUUAGGCGUGCUAUUGGUUUAGAGAGGAUUACACGGAGAAUUUUGUUACAUAAUGCCCUCUCUCCAUACUGUAUCGUAAGCUGCCGAGAGAUCAAUAAAUAUCGUUGAAGUUUUAAGUCUUCUUUGGAAACCCGCUUCGAUGUAAGUGCUGAGUGACAUUACCUGGUCCGCGCAGCUUCGUUCUGGUCGAAAACCGGCUUGUUCGAUUGGGAUCACCUGGAACAGUUCUGUACUGAUUCUAUUAUAUAUAAGCCUCUCUAAUAGUUUGUAGAUGGCAUAGAGAAGCGCAAUUGGUCGGUAGUUUUUUAGGUUGUCGGCUGGUUUGCUGGCUUUAGUAUGGCUAUUAUCUUAGAGCGCUUUAGUUCUCGUGGAAUAUUUCCAGUUUCCAUGAUGUCUGUGAAAAAUCGAGCCAGCCAUACUUCUAUUAUUACUGGUCGAUGUUGGCUGUGUGGGAAAUUAGUUAGAAUUCUUCGUUAAAGCUCCUAGAGGUAAGUCUUUGUUGUCGGUCGAUCUUUUGCAUCAAACAAAAGGUACAGGCGUUCGUCCUUUGUCCAUUUUAUUAAAGCAUUCCCAUUCGCAUCACUAUUUUUGUACUUCCACUGUUCAUGAUGGCUAUUGUAAUCUCCAACGUAUACAGCAGGGUGAGGAUGUACUUGAAUUGCCUGGGCUGGCCAAGACGUAGCAGGUGGCUUGUAAAUGUUGGACACGGUAAUGCUAGCGAUUUUUGUGACCACAUUAUAAAUACAGUCAUCAGUGGAAGUAGAGUUUAGCGAGGCAUUUUUAAUAUCUUCUUUGACAUACGUGGCUGUGCCGUAUAUUCGGUGGAAAGUUGCGCCUAAUAGUUCAUAGCCCGGUAUUUUGCCCCUUUUUGUAGUUGCUUCUCUGUAUAGCAACUAAGUCAAUGUUGCCAUCUUUUAAUAGUUUUGAUAAAACUGACUCUUAGUUUAGCAUAGCUUAUGCCUUCUAUGUUUAUAUGGCAAAUUCGAACUAUAGGUCCGAUUGGUCUGGUUGUGCGCUCCUCACAAGGGCCGUUUAUUUUGUUUAUCAUCUUUCGUUGGAUGUGUUGUUUGGUCAUGAGAUCCUAAGGAUUGUCUGACUUCCAGUAUGUGCUAAUUCAUUUAGCGUUAUCCAGGGUGCAUGUAUAGGACGCGAACUAGCUCUACACCCCUGUUUUUUGAUAACUGGCAGUAAAUGAAAUAUUGACAUUGCAAUUUGUCUUAAAGGCAUCAGCUAUUUUACACUUAUAGAGCUGAAAGCCUUGAAAUUGGUUGUUAUUACCUCGAUUAAUACCAAAUUAUGAUCUUUCUGUGGGCAUUGUUAGUUGUAAGUUGUUAUCUCAUUAGCUUUGGUGUUUUUGUAUUGCCAACUUCUGGUUUUAAUAUUGUUAGCUAAAUCUUGCUGCAUUUUUUUGAUGUGUUUGCUCCGCAAUUUGGUUUAUUUAGUAAAAUGACUGCUCCUGCCUUAAUUUUCACCUUUUUACUGUCCGUUUCUUUCAAGAUUAUUGAUGCAUUUUUUCAUUGGAUAUGUUAAUUAUCCCAACUAAAAUCUAUCAAUCCUUCUCCAAGUAAAAAUGGUUACAUUCACAAGAUAUUUUAUAAAUAUAGUUCUUUGAUUUUUCUAGUUCAUUGUUUGAUCUGGUUUUUGAUCAAACGCUGUAUGCUUCGUGUUUUUGUAAAGUUAUAUUUAUCUCCUUUCCUUUAGAGUUUGUCUGAGAAGCUUAAUCCCGAUAUUGUUUUCUCCUCAAAUCACUUUUAAGAAAGUAGUUGAGUGUGUUGCAUACCUUUAGCUCUAAAAGUUUAUAUUUUAACAUUGUAUCAAAUCACAAGUUAUGUCAAUCUCGUUAUUUUUUUUUUCUUAUUUGGAUUAUAGCACACGGGAUAUUUUUUUCCAGAGUGGGAAAUAGAAACGUCAAAACAAUAAUUACAAUUAAAAUAUUUGUGGUUGAUUCCCACAAUAUAUUCAAAUAUGUCAUAUUGGUUGACUUUACCGAAAGUACAAGCUGAAUAUAGCCGCAAAUGUCAAAAAUAUUUCGGUUUGGCAGUGUUGGCAUGUUUUUACAAUGCGUAUUUGUAUGCUUCAAAUAUAAAGAGAUAAAGCUUUUAAAACGUACAUUUUGAUUAUACUAUUUUAUGAAUUCUGCAAGUUUUAAUUUAUAUGAAGCAAUAACGAGUAAAUAUUUGUCUCUUUCGAGAUUAAUUGCAAACAUCUGUUGUAAUCUGGUAACUGCUGAUUUUACGAUUGCCAAAUCUAUCCCCUAGUCUAUCAAAAGGUAAUUGCUGAAAAAAAUUUCUAAUAAUUAACUGCAAUUAAUCUCCACAGAAACAAAUAUUUACUCAUUGUUGUUUUAGAUAAAUCAAAAAUGGCAUAAUUCAUAACAUAAUAUAAACAAAAUGUACUUUUCUAAAGCUUGAUCUUUUUAUAUUUGAAGCAUAUAGGAUCUACACUAUAAAAACAUGCCGGCACUGCUAUACCGAAAUUUUUUGUUCCAUGUUUGACAUUUGCGGCUAAUAUCAGCUUGUACUUUCGGUAAACUCAACCGUCAUAUUUAUAAUGGAGCUGGAUUUUAUAGAUAAAACUUAAUUGAAGUAAUACCGGAACUUAUAAAAAAGAUUUCAUAAUUGUCACUACAAAAAUAUAACAGCAAAUAUGAUCAUUACAGUGUUAUUAAACAUUCAGUGUAAUGUUAUAUUAUCUAUUUAUUGAUUAUCAAUGUUUUGUUAUUAAAUUUCUCCUAAAAAAAAUGAAACUCGGAAAUUCUUCCUAUUAGACGAUUAUUUCGUCGUUGAACGUGCUCUAACCAUAUUUUCUCAGUUUAGCAUAAAUAGGUGCCAUACCGAGACAUAUACUAAUGUAUUCAGAUUUAAUUUGAAGGUGUUUUUGCUACUCACAUAUUUAACUAGGAGUUAUCAUUUCUACAAUACGUAUAAAUUGUUUCUUUCUUUUUAACUGUCCAAAUAUUGUGUCAUUGGUCUGGAGGCGGUGGUCAUACUUCUCCUUUUGAGAAUAUUUUUGUAGCUCAUCCUCAAAUUGUUGUAGAAUAAUGUACAAAACAGCUAAAAUCAUCCAUAAAAUCCAGUCAGUGUCACCAUUAGACAAACAACUGAAAUAAAACACAUUUAACACAUAGCAGUAAGUACACUAAUAGUGGUACGAUAGGUUUUAACUUCGUAUUUCAUUCUAGUACUAAUUACUGUACUCUUUAAUGUCUAUACAAUUCAUUCAUGGUAAAACAACAUUAAAAAUAGUAAACACUUGCUACAUAAAAGAUGUUCCGUCCAGUCUUGUAUUUUAAAACCUUUUAUAGUGGGGAAAGUACCGACAAAAUAGUCUAGAAUGUUUAUGAAAUCAUACGUUUUAACACGUUAAAUGCUAUAUUAUUGAACUGCUAUGAUUAGUGUUUGGUUUGCAACCUUUGGCUAAAGUUUUGAGGCACUGAUUUAGCUUAACUAAUAAAGUAUAUCUUGUUGUUACCUUUAUUUUUUUAAUAAAUUACAGACAUGCCCGUGGGAUACAAACCAGAUAAAGUAGUUUUUAGUAAUCUACUUACGGAAUUAGUAUACCACAGCAAUUUAAAGGUCAAACGUAUAUCAAAUAAAGUGUUGUAAAUUGAAUAUUCUGGAAAACACUAUUGUGUAGGUCCCAUGUGGCUUUCAGCUAUUGUUUUUACUUGCGGGAUAUUACCACGUCUAUUCUUUCUUGUUAAAGACUGACAUAAGUGUUUCCCUGACCUAUUAAAUAGUUGCAAUAAAUUAUCUGUCUAUAUUUUUAAUGUUAAAAAAAUUGUUAAUUGCAUAAUGUCUGUCAAACAAUUUUCAUAUAUUUCAUUUGUAGUUUUGUUGAUAUUUUUAUGCCGACAUUAUUAAUAGAUUUCGUGUAAAAAGUAGUCCUUAAAGUAAGAUAUUUUUACAUUUAUAAUGCGAUAUAAAAAAAUGGGAAUCAAUAGAAAAACGGUUUGUUUUGUGUUAAAUUACUUAUUCUUUAAAAAAAUAAGAGAAACCAUAUUUUAAGGACGUACUUUUUACAUUUUAGAACAAAUUUUUAAAAAGCAUUCUACAAAAAACAUUUUUAAGAUUGAUAUUACAUUUUUAAGGGCAGCUAAAAGAUAAAUAUCUUGUUUCAGUCCGGUUUCGAGCAUACUCUUUUAUUUUGUUUAUAUUAUUUCCAUUAUUUGUAAAAUUGUAUCUUGAUUCAAGCCCUCGUUAUAUUUUUAAAUGUAUUUAGAUUGUCGUAAGUUGCUAAAUACUACUAAUAGGCUAUAUCAGACGUUACACUUGUUAAAGUUUGUUUAGAUAUGCAAUAAAAUCGCAAAACCAAACGAUAUCUACUAAUAUGUCUUGUUUUCGCGGCUUAUAGGCAGUGGUCUGAAGUUGUUUCUUCCUGUCAAACAGUCUGCGACUCCAGCAGACGUGACAGGCGAUGUGACAAAUCGGAGCAAUCUUCCUUAACUUAAGUUGGCCUCAGGUGUUACCUUCUUCUUGUGGUGCCUAAGUAGGUAAUGAUAUUUUUUAGGUCUUUCUCAGUUCACGAGAAUUCCCUUCGCCCACAUUUUCCACAUCAUGAUUAAAACUUUGUUCGGAGUAUACAUUUUAGAGAAAAGAAGACAAUAUGCAUUGCUGUUGUACUCCGGGUUAUAUUGAAACGAGAUCUGAGAACUUAUUACCUAUUUUCUGUUGUUUUGUUUUAUUUUACCGAGAUCCCAACGUUUUAUUUGGCACUUUAUCUUGAUUUUAUCAGUUUCAGUUUAAUAUUGUAUACUAAUUAGUUAUGAUUUAGUUGAUUUCUGUACUUUGUAACCAUUUGCCAUUACCAUUAAAUAUAUUAAGAUGUUCUACUUACACUGAGUUUUUGAUUAGUCUCUCAGGGUCUUAAAUAUAUCAUUUAGCGUAAUUACAUCAGAAUUUGUUUAUAGGGAUUCUUCCAGGGAUCGUUUUGCUCUUUGUCCAUCGAAGUGAAGAUCGCCCUCGACUCCUUCCUUUUGGUUUUUCUUUUACCACUAGUCAUCCCAUAUUAUCAAUAAGUGUUAUAUGUCCAAUAAUGUCAAUAUCUUCUAGGAAUAACUUCUGGGCCUGAGAGUUAUUUCCAGGUAUUUCGUAUUCUUGUGUUGUGAAAGUAGGAGCUUAAACUUGGACAAUAAUUCUGCGUAAUUAUUUUCCACACUUAAGAAUAAGUACUAUUUAUGUAUUUUUUAAUGGCAGCUUUUACAUCGAUUACCGCUUUUGAUGCCUUUAGUUUCUUGCAGAGAAAAUGGCCAUUUGGUUGAAUUUAGUAAUUUAUAACUAUGGAAAUUUAUUUAUUUGUAAUUAGUUAUGUAAAAUUUUAUUACAAUAAGGGUGCUUUUUAAGUUGUAACUUAGUCAGCACAAAACUGUAAAUAUAGAAAUAAAGUUUCUAAUAUUAAAUAAAAAUUUCCCAUC
Messenger RNA from Diabrotica balteata, 13372 nucleotides. The record is from the annotation of a GenBank genome assembly. NCBI's taxonomy places the organism in Eukaryota, Metazoa, Arthropoda, Insecta, Coleoptera, Chrysomelidae.